GCAACCAUGUAAACAAUUUAAAAGACAACAAAAGUAAUUUUAUAAGUAUACAAAAAAGUUAUUAUUAUUAUCCAAAAUAUUUGAGGGCAAUCUAAUUUGUGAACUUAUCGAUACUCGAUAAAAAAAAGAGUUCGUCUGACAAUCGGAUCAUACCGGGGAAACUGUAAACAUGGUUGGCGUGUCUCGGAUAUUAAGGUUUGCCACCCAUUACCUUAAAGAGGUAGCAUGCUCCUCAAGCAAACUUCAGCCCAAGUCCAACUACAGAAUCAUCUAUGGCAACUUAAACAGACUGCCAAAGCAGGUUCGAUUCUACGUUGAGGAAAAUGCCAAAGUGUGUCAACCGGAGGCAAUCCACAUCUGCGAUGGGUCAGAAAAGGAGAAAGAUCUCUUGCUUUACAUUUUGCAGAAGGAAGGAACUAUCAAACCUUUAGCUAAAUAUGAGAACUGCUGGUUGGCAAACACAGACCCAGCGGAUGUUGCUAGAGUGGAGAGUAGGACCUUCAUUUCUACAGAGGAGAGACACGACACAAUCACACGGACAAAAGGAGGUGUGAAGAGCAUGCUUGCCAACUGGAUGUCCCCACAAGACACGGAGGAGGCUUUGCACGCUAGGUUUCCUGGCUGCAUGAUGGGCCGCACGAUGUAUGUCAUCCCUUUCAGCAUGGGGCCAGUGGGAUCCCCCCUGUCCAAGAUCGGUAUUGAGCUUACAGACUCCGCAUACGUGGUUGCCAGCAUGGGCAUUAUGACGCGCAUCGGACAGAAAGUGCUGGACACCCUAAAGGAAGGCGAGUUUGUGAAGUGCCUGCACUCUGUUGGCAAGCCAGUGACAAGUACAGGUGUUGCUGAUGGUAUCAAAGAGUCCUGGCCGUGCAAUCCCAAGGAUGUAAUGAUUGCACACUUACCUGAGAGAAACGAGAUUUGCUCUUUCGGCAGUGGCUAUGGUGGAAACUCGUUGCUAGGAAAGAAAUGCUUUGCUCUCAGACUCGGUUCCAUCCUUGCCCGGAGAGAAGGCUGGUUAGCAGAACACAUGCUGAUUAUGGGAGUUGAAAACCCCAAGGGUGAGAAGAAAUACUUUGCAGCUGCUUUCCCGAGUGCUUGUGGCAAGACUAACCUGGCCAUGAUGGAACCAACAUUGCCUGGAUACAAAGUCACUUGUGUGGGGGACGACAUUGCCUGGAUGAGGUUUGACAAGAAUGGACAACUGCGAGCAAUCAACCCGGAGGCGGGAUUCUUUGGGGUGGCCCCUGGAACUUCCAUGAAGACCAAUCCUAAUGCCAUGAGGACAGUAAUGAAAAACACGAUCUUUACAAAUGUUGCUGAGACAAGCGAUGGAGGGGUGUACUGGGAGGGGAUGGAGGAUGAACUUCCGGACAACGCAACGAUCACAUCAUGGCUUGGAGAGGAAGAAUGGAGCAAGUCCACAGAGAAACCAGCUGCUCAUCCGAACUCUAGAUUCUGCACCCCAGCAGGUCAGUGUCCCAUCAUUGAUGAGCAGUGGGAGAGUCCUGAGGGAGUCCCAAUAGAGGGCAUUAUAUUUGGUGGGCGUCGCCCAGAAGGCGUGCCCCUUGUGUAUGAGGCCUUUGACUGGAACCAUGGUGUAUUUGUUGGUGCUGCUCUGAAAUCUGAAGCCACUGCUGCUGCAGAACACAAAGCCAAGGUUGUCAUGCAUGAUCCAUUCGCAAUGCGGCCUUUCUUUGGCUACAACUUUGGCCACUACUUGGACCACUGGCUUAGCUUCCAGGACAACAAUAAGCUAAAGCUGCCAAAGGUGUUCCACGUCAACUGGUUCCGCAAGGGUCCCAAAGGGUUCCUGUGGCCCGGCUUUGGCGAGAACUCCCGUGUCUUGGACUGGAUGUUCCGUCGUGUGAAUGGCGAAGACUGUGCCAUCAAGUCUGCAGUUGGACUCAUCCCCGUGCCAGGGUCCAUAGAUCUGUCCGGCCUUAAGGAAGAGGUGGAUAUGGACGAGUUGUUUCGACUGCCGAAGGAUUUCUGGCAGUCAGAAGUCAGAGAACUGAAAAACUACUUUGAGGAACAGGUCGGUGAAGACCUGCCUGUCAAUAUCCAGCGGGAGCUUCAAAAGUUGGAACAGAGAGUGCAGUCUGAGUUGUAACUUCUUCUAGAACAGUAGUACUAUCUGGUCUUAAUUGGCAUAGUCAAGUGAAAUAAUUGGGGGUACUAAGGGUAGGUGACUUUUUUCCGAGGGUUUUUUCUCACUCUGACAUGGGAUUCACAUUAAUAUACAUAUGUUGCAAUAUGCUUUUUCUAGAGCUUUUAUAUUCAUAUUCAGCCUAUGUUUGGCACUUGAAAGGUGGGAUGUUCAAAGUGAACUUACAGGUGCUGAUAUAAUUUUGUUGAUUGACCCACAUUCACCAGAUUGAUUUUCAUAGAUUUGUUAUAUGAAUGAUGGGAUAAGACGGAGUAUCAAUUAUAUGUGACCAACAUAUCACAUUGCUCAACAUUGUUCUUUGUCUAAAAUUUCAGACCAUAUUUAUUUUGGUGAUAUAUCAUGUAUGGUUGAGUUUUAUCUGGACAUUUUCAUGAACAAUGAGAGGAUGUAGCCAUAAUGGCUUUAAAUGGCAUGUGUGUCUAAGAUAUUGUACGUCGAUCAAUAGAAUCUCAAAAAGACUUGUGUACUUAUGCACUUGUCUUCAUAGUUCAUAAUAUUAUGUUUUGUGAUAACUAUGAAACCAUUUUUGAAAAUCUCUUGCUGUCCUCUCUCUGCAUUUAAGAGUUAUUUUUUUCUUGUGUGUCUGUUGUCUAUUAUACGCCGUGAUGAGUGAAUUUGUUUAAGCACACCUGUGAUGGAUUUUACCAUUUGUGAAGCGGACUUAAAGCAAGCCUUUUGCCUGCAAGAAUUCAUUCAAAAUGUUAUCAUAAUUAAAAUCAGUUUUGAUCUAUUUGAUUUUUUGAAAUUUGACAUUAUUUGCAUAAUGGUUUAAGAAUACUUUGUUUUUACAAUGGUAAAAAUAUAUAAUUUUUUGUAUAAAUUUAAUUGUUCGAUUUUGAUGAUCUCAUAUUUUUUUAUAUGGAUGUAUUAGUUGUUAAAUAUGUAAAUAAUGUGCACUGUAAUGAAAUAUAGACGUUUAUAUAUUAUAUGUUAGUAUCACUAUACAUAAUCUCAAUGUUUCAUGUAUGAAUCAGCAAUACGCUGGCUCUAAACAUUUAAAUGAUGUUGUGUUAGUUAUAAUACUGACUGGAUGUUAAGUGUGUUAGGGUUUUAAUUCUAUAUAAUGUAAAUGUUUGAAGCUGAUAAGUGUAUUGACAUUAUCAAUUCCUUAUAGAUUUUACAUGUGACAUUCAUUUAUAUGUAAUAUAUUUUUGUAUUUAUCUCAAUAUUGUUGUUUAAAAAUAUGUCUGGUCAAUAAUAUUUGAAAAACACAA
Messenger RNA from Dreissena polymorpha, 3381 nucleotides. Its product is annotated as phosphoenolpyruvate carboxykinase, cytosolic [GTP]-like. The transcript has 7 exons. Gene Ontology annotation, cellular component: cytosol; mitochondrion. Gene Ontology annotation, molecular function: manganese ion binding; GTP binding; phosphoenolpyruvate carboxykinase (GTP) activity. NCBI's taxonomy places the organism in Eukaryota, Metazoa, Mollusca, Bivalvia, Myida, Dreissenidae. Gene Ontology annotation, biological process: response to starvation; gluconeogenesis; propionate catabolic process. Bases 170 to 2110 code for a protein of 646 amino acids. The record is from RefSeq and is a predicted model, not a curated record.